Zingiber officinale is the source of this 1185-nucleotide messenger RNA. RefSeq names its product pathogenesis-related thaumatin-like protein 3.5. Bases 82 to 945 code for a protein of 287 amino acids. The transcript has 3 exons. Gene Ontology annotation, cellular component: extracellular region. Gene Ontology annotation, biological process: defense response. NCBI's taxonomy places the organism in Eukaryota, Viridiplantae, Streptophyta, Magnoliopsida, Zingiberales, Zingiberaceae. The record is from RefSeq and is a predicted model, not a curated record.
UUAAAAUAGUUCGCACUCUAUGCAACAAUUCGCACCUCUUCCUUUCCAUUCUUCCUCGUUGCAGCAACAGCAGCAGAAGAAAUGGACCGAAGCCGUAUAAAACUACUCAUCCUCAAUAUCCUACUUCUCUUCAUCUUCUCAGGGACGAAGACGAUAGAAGGGGCGCGAGUGUUCACCAUCGUCAACUACUGCAAGACCACUAUUUGGCCGGGGAUCACGCCGGGGGAGUACUUUAAUGGCGGUGGGUUCGCCCUCAAGCCUGGCGAAUCGGUGGUGUUCAACGCCCCGGCCGGUUGGAGCGGCCGCAUCUGGGGCCGGACCGGCUGUAACUUCGACCAGGAUGGCCACGGCACGUGCCAGACCGGCGCCUGCGGCUCCAACCUCAAGUGCACCGCCUCCGGCGAGACGCCGGCCUCGCUCGCCGAGUUCACCCUCGCCUCCCUCGACUUCUUCGACGUCAGCCUCGUCGACGGCUUCAACCUGCCCAUGACGGUGACGCCCGUGAAUGCGCAGGGAGGCGGCAACUGCAGCGUCGCAGGUUGCGACGGGGACCUGCGCGACAACUGCCCGUCUGAGCUCGCCGUGAAGGCAAAUGGCCAUACGGUGGCCUGCCGGAGCGCGUGCGACGUGUUCAAAACGGACCAGUACUGCUGCAAGGGCGUGUUCGGGAAUGCAAUGACAUGCCAGCCCACCUACUACUCGAAGCUCUUCAAGAAGGCGUGCCCCGGCGCCUACAGCUACGCCUACGACGAUCGCUCGAGCAUCCUCACAUGCACCGCCGCUGAUUACAUUGUCUCUUUCUGCUCCAAAAGCCGGGAUCAGAGAGUAUGCACCUACCACAUCAACAAAUUGGUUUGCAGUGGAUCAUUCAGAAGAGCAUCUACAGAGAAAUGGCUGCUUUUGCUGUUGUUAUGCUUUGUGUGCUUGUUGUGGCCAUCUUUGUAGCUGUGACAACUAAUUAUUUUCCUUUCAUUUCUUUGUUUUUUUUUUAUUAUUUAUUUAUUUCUGAAAUGGCUCGACAGCAGGAUGGCCUGCUCUAAAAGAUGAGAAUUAUUCAUUUGGUAGGGCACGAGAGAAUGAUGCACGUGGUCAAGAAUCAUGCUUCAGCUCCUUGUAAAAUAGUAUGUAUGGCAUUCAAGAGAUUCUUUAGUUUAAGUAUCAAGUUAUUUCUUCUCGAUGAUUAAA